CGCGCAUUGUUUACAUUAAGACAAAAACACACACACACACAUACACACACAUUUUUUUUUUAUAAAAACAAGCACACUUUCAUCUUUUAUUUAUUUAUUUUAUUGUUACCUUGAAUAACAAUAACAAAAAGGAUGGCUGUUACUCAUCAAGAGAGGAACUUUGUGGUUAUUGAGAUUGGCGGCUACACGACCAAGGCACUGAGGGAUACGACAGACGUGAACAUCCUGCCGUCGGUGGAGAUCCGCACACGCGCGGGCAUUCUUAAGCAGGAGGCAGAGAAAGCUGACGAGGCAGCGUCACCACUCGACAAGAGCUCCGAGCAAGAAUCAAAGCUUCAGAAGCAGCAGGACCAGGGGCAGGAACAUACUAGGGAACAGACUAAGGAACAACAGGAGCAAGCAGCAGCAGCAUUAUCACCACCACCACCACCAGCAUCAACGGAGAGUGAGAACGAGGGGACUGACUCUCAAGAAAAGGAUGCGGAGAAAAAAGAUGAUCCUGCCGCACCAGGCAGCAGCACAAAGGACACCGACGAGCCAGCCGAGCCAAGCUACAUAUUUGGCACAGCAUUAGAAACUAUUGACCCUGGGCUCCUCGAAGCCACCGUGGACAUAAUCCAAGCAGGCAGGGUGCAAGACUGGGAUUUGCUCUCAGCGCUCCUGCGGCACAUUCUCGUGAAGGAGUUGGGUAUUCGUAUAUCCGACAACUACUGCCCGAUUAUGUUCAGCGUUCCGCCGCAGUGGUCCAAGGUGGAUCACGAGGCGUUGACCCAGGUGGCCUUUGAGGAUCUGAACGCCCCCAGUGUUGAAAUAAUGGAGCAACCCCUGCUUGCUGUUUACGGGAAUGGUGCGAUCUCCGGGCUAGUGGUGGAUUUCGGCCACUCAGUGACUACAGUAUCGGCCGUUGUGGAUAACUGCAUCGUUUACAACUCUGUUGCGCAGAGCACGAUUGCCGGAAGCGCUGUCACUGAGAGGCUGCGUGAGCUGUUGGAUGCGGACGAGGGUCUGCGUGCGCAGAUGGACGGAGAGCAUGUGUCGCUGGAUUUUGCCCAGGCAGUGAAGGAGUCUGGGCUUUGCAAAUUCCAGUUGCUUUCGGGCACGGGCGUCUCUAAUGGGAAAGCCUCUGCCAGCGGAACCUCCGCUUCCUCCUCCUCGGUUACUGCCGCCGCCGCCGCCGCCGCCGACAGCGAAGCUGCUCAGCAGGAGGGCAACAACAGCGGCAAUGGUGGCAACGGGGCCAGUGACGUGCCGUCGUUCAAGUACUUGGGCAAGAAAUACACACUGCCCAGGGACGUUCUGCACAAGGCACCCGAGAUCCUCAUUCGCUCUCCGCCCACCCACGUCCCACUGGUCAGCCUGAUGAAGCAGGCUGUGCUGGCAUGCGAUCUGGAGAGGCGUGCGUCGCUGUGGGAGAGUAUCCAUGUGGUCGGUGGUUCGUCGCAGUUUGCCGGAAUCAAGGGCUUUUUGCAGUUUGAGCUUGAGACUACAGUCCUGCCGACAAGCAACAUUUUUGCAAACUCGCAGUCGCGCGAGAUUAAGUUCGCGUCGUUGCCAGAGUACUUUGUCGGCUGGCGCAACCGCGGGCACUGGUCGGCAUUCCUCGGCGCUUGCAUUGUGGCCAAGAUUACGCUGAAUGACUCGAGGCACAACGUCACUCGGAUCGAGUACAACGAGAACGGACCCAGCAUUAUCCACACAAAGUCAUUCUAGUGCUAGCAAAAAUGUUAAAGCGUUUAAUGUUGGUACAAAUGUAAGAAGAGAACA
This is a messenger RNA of Kickxella alabastrina, 1764 nucleotides long. RefSeq names its product actin-domain-containing protein. NCBI's taxonomy places the organism in Eukaryota, Fungi, Kickxellomycota, Kickxellomycetes, Kickxellales, Kickxellaceae. The transcript has a single exon. Bases 133 to 1710 code for a protein of 525 amino acids. The record is from RefSeq and is a predicted model, not a curated record.